Messenger RNA from Oppiella nova, 2010 nucleotides. Lineage: Eukaryota; Metazoa; Arthropoda; Arachnida; Sarcoptiformes; Oppiidae. The record is from the annotation of a GenBank genome assembly.
AUGAAGAGCACAGAAUCGGGACUAAUAGCCGGCGGUUAUGAUGUCGGCGCCUUUCUCUUUCUGGCACCCAUUUCUUACUUCGGUGGCACCAGAUCUAAGCCUUUGUUCAUUAGCUCCGGGAUCAUUGUUAUGGGUGUAGGCGCUCUGGUAUUCUCUUUGCCUCACUUUACUUCUGGCAGAUAUGAGUUCAGUGAAGAAGUGGACAGCAUUUGUCUCAAGACUCUCAACACAUUCAAUGAAACCUCGAAUACAUUUUGUUCGAAACAGAACUCUCAUAAAAACUUAUCUAAUUAUAAAUGGAUUUUCUUUUUCGGACAAUUCCUUCAUGGAAGCCAACUCGUGGUCCUCUUCGAGCACGCGUCCGGUUAUGCGUUAUUCCGGGUGUCGGAGGCCGAAGAGGUGUCGAUGUUUGUGGCGGCCGUCGAGAAGAGCCAAUCGGAUCCAAUCAAAUUCCAAUCACUCGUCAAACUCAUCGCUUUCACGCCCUUUAAGUCGGGAACCAAUGCGUUGGACAACAUUAACAGCGUAUCUGAAGGUAUAGUCCACGAAGACCUGCAGCUCUUCCUGGAGACCAAUGUUCCGAAGGCCACCAAAAAGGCGAAAGUGGUCUUAGGAGUGGCCGACUCCAAGAUCGCCGCUUCCAUCCAAGAGUUGUUGGGAUUCAGUUGUCAACACUCGGAUGUCGUGCCCGAAGUCCUUCGCGGGAUUCGCCAGCACUUCCACACUCUGAUCAAAGGUCUUUCGGUGGACUCCGUGGGCUCUGCGGAGUGCAGUCUUGGGCGCAGUUACUCGCGAUCUAAGGUUAAGUUCAAUGUUAACAGAGCCGACAAUAUGAUUAUACAAAGCAUUAGUCUUGUCGAUCAACUCGACAAAGACAUCAAUACUUUUUCGAUGAGACUUCGGGAGUGGUAUUCGUAUCACUUCCCGGAACUCGUGAAGAUUGUGAACGACAACUAUUUGUACGCAAAAGUGGCGAAAGUCAUCAAAAACAGAAAGGAUUGCUUAGAUAAUGACGAAGACUUGACUGAGAAGUUGGAGGAGAUAUUGAUGGAUAGCGCCAAAACACAGGCCAUUGUGAGCGCCUCCAAGUCAUCGAUGGGAAUGGAUAUCUCGGAAAUCGAUUUAAUUAAUAUCGAAAUGUUUACCUCAAAAGUCAUUUCUUUAGCCGAAUAUCGCAAACAACUGAUGGAGUACUUGAUGUCUCGCAUGCAUAACAUCGCUCCCAAUUUGGCGACACUUAUCGGCGAAACGGUCGGCGCACGUCUCAUAUCACACGCGGGAAGUCUAAUGAAUUUAGCGAAAUACCCGGCCUCUACUGUCCAGAUAUUAGGCGCUGAAAAGGCUCUGUUUAGAGCUCUCAAGACCAAAGGAAAUACACCGAAAUAUGGACUCAUAUUUCACUCGACUUUCAUCGGACGCGCCGGCGCUAAGAAUAAGGGAAGGAUUUCGCGAUUUUUAGCCAACAAAUGCUCGAUCGCUGCGCGAAUUGAUUGUUUCAAUGACUUCCCGACCGAUAUCUUUGGAUCAAAACUCAAAGAACAAGUGGAGGAUAGGCUGAAGUUCUUCGAGAGCGGAGAUAUCCCUAAGAAGAACAUCGAAGUGAUGAAAGAGGCCAUCGAAGAGGCGAAGACUUUAUUGGAAAGCAGUUCUAAGAAGAAGAAAAAGAAGAAGAGGAAGAAGGAUGCGGAUAAUGAAGAGGCCAACGAAUCCAUGAAGUCAUUGAACGGAGACAUAGAAGAGGUUGAGACGAAUGGAGACAUCGAAGAGCCGCCCAAUAAGAAGCAGAAGAAGAAGAAGAGGAAAUCGAAAUCAACGGACGAAUGAAUAGAUUUUGAUUAUUAAUUACAUUUUGACUCUAUUUUGCAGAUUAUUUUAAAAUCACAGAAAUAUUUCAUUAAAAUUCUGUUGAAUUUAUUCAUUAAAAUAAGAUGUUUAUUAUUUUUGAAUACCAGAGCUGUUGGUACCUGUAGUUCAUUGCCAAUCAAUAAAGCAUUCAAUUCUUUAAACGAA